AUGGGGCGGGGGAGGGUUGAGGUGAGGAGAAUAGAGAACAAGAUCAAUAGGCAGGUGACCUUCUCCAAGAGGAAGGUCGGGCUGCUGAAGAAGGCCUACGAGCUCUCUGUUCUCUGUGACAUCGAACUCUCCCUCAUCAUCUUCUCCAGCCACGGCAAGCUCUUCGACUUCUCCACCGCCUCCAGAGGAUGCGAUGUGCUUAUUUUAGAUACUGGAUUGGGAAGUGUAGAGAAUCAAGCAAGGGUCAAGGAGUUGCUUCAUGUGGAGGAAUCAAAACUAGAGGAGGACGAGGGAAAUACCACUCCAGCAGUGAGAUGGGUUCGAGAUGAUAAAUAUGAUUGCAUCCGAUUAAAGCAUUGCAAGCAAUUUGUGGGAAUCAUGGAGAGCAAGACGUGGAUAUGGAAUAGGAAGUCCACAGGGAAGAACAUUGAGAAAGGGAAGACCCUGGAGUUGGAGAAAUCUGUAGAAAACUUGAACGAACAACUAUCUUCUGUCCGCAGCGAGUCCAAUGCUAAAGAUGAUCUUUUGGCAAAGCAAGCAAAAGUAGCUGAGGAAGCAAUUUCAGGAUGGGAAAAAGUAGAAGCUCGAGCUCUGGCUUUACAGAAACAAUUGGAUGAUGCCUUGCUUCAGAAGAAAAUGGCAGAAGAAAGAUUAGUCGAACAAGAUAUAGAAUUACAAGAAUUCAGGCAGCAAUUAAUUUAUUAG
Zingiber officinale is the source of this 705-nucleotide messenger RNA. Its product is annotated as truncated transcription factor CAULIFLOWER A-like. Gene Ontology annotation, biological process: positive regulation of transcription by RNA polymerase II. Lineage: Eukaryota; Viridiplantae; Streptophyta; Magnoliopsida; Zingiberales; Zingiberaceae. The record is from RefSeq and is a predicted model, not a curated record. The coding region runs from base 1 to 705 and encodes 234 amino acids. Gene Ontology annotation, molecular function: protein dimerization activity; DNA-binding transcription factor activity, RNA polymerase II-specific; RNA polymerase II cis-regulatory region sequence-specific DNA binding. The transcript has 6 exons.